CACACACACACACACACACACACACACACACAUGGAUGGCUCUUCCUUUCCCCUGUAGGGUAUAAAAGAAGAAGCCUCCCAAGUCGGAGCAGCAGCGGCAGACCGACUCCGACCAGCAGCUUCUCUCCGAGUCCUGCCACGGAUCCUCCGCCCUGAACGACCCCCACCAUGUCUGAUCAAGGCGCCGGCCCGACCUCCUCUCUCGCCCCCCCUCCUCCCUCCGGACCCCCUCCCAAGAUGACGAACCGCGGCCGCUCCGCGGAUCCCAUCUCCAGCUCCAACUCGGACUCGACCGACAUGCCCGAGUUUGAGCCCUUUGGGGUCCCGGGACCGAGAGGGUUUCCCCCCAUGACUGAGUUUUUGGACAUUUCCAGCGUGGACAUGAUGAAGGGGCCGGAUGAGAGCAACAAGAAGCAACACCGCACCGCGAUGUUCAACUCCGACUAUCUCAUCGUCCGUCGAGGGCAAGAGUUCCAGGUCAGGAUCUCCUUCAACCGACCCUACAAACCCGCCACGGACACGUUCGCCGUGGAGUUUGUCAUCGGCUCCAGCCCUCAGUACAGCAAGGGCACCUAUAUUCCCGUCUUCCCCACCAAGGAGCGCCAAAGCUCCUGGGAAGGCCGCGUCGUAGACGCCGCCGACUUAACGGUCACGAUGGGCGUCACUCCCGCGGCAAACUGCAUCGUGGGGAAGUACCACAUGUACGUGGCCGUGAAGACGCCCUUCGGCAUCCGCAGGACCAGAUGGGACAAGAGCCAAGACCUCUACGUCCUCUUCAAUCCCUGGGGGCCGGAUGAUGCCGUGUUUCUGGACGAUGAGAGCGAGAGGCAGGAGUGCGUGAUGACCGAGAUGGGGAUCAUCUACCACGGCUCCUACGACGACAUCGCCGAGAGGAACUGGAACUACGGACAGUUUAACUACGGAGUCCUGGAUGCCUGUCUGUACAUCAUGGACCGGUCUGACAUGCCCAUCACCAACAGAGGAGACCCCAUGAAGGUGACCAGAAAGGCUUCUGCUAUGCUGAACUCUCGCGAUGACGACGGCGUGCUGGUGGGGAACUGGAGCGGCGACUACACCUACGGAGUGGCGCCCACCUCCUGGACCGGCAGCACGGACAUCCUGCUCACCUACGCCAGCAGCAAGAUGCCCGUCAGCUUCGCUCAGUGCUGGGUCUACGCCGCCGUCUUCAACACCUUCCUGCGCUGCCUGGGCAUCCCGUCGCGGGUCGUCACCAACUUCUUCUCCGCUCACGACAACGAUGGAAACCUGAAGACCGACAUCAUCCUGGACGAGAGCGGCAGGAUCGACCGCGUCCGCACCAGAGACACGAUCUGGAACUACCACUGCUGGAAUGAGUGCUACAUGUCCAGACCAGACCUCCCAACUGGCUUUGGAGGCUGGCAGGUUGUGGAUGCAACACCGCAGGAGACCAGCGAUGGCAUGUACAGAUGUGGCCCUGCAUCAGUCCAGGCCAUAAAACACGGGCACAUAUGCUUCCCAUUCGAUGCUGCCUUUGUGUUUGCUGAGGUCAACAGCGACGUGGUGUUUUACACCCGGAGUAAAGACGGGUCCCUGGAGCCAGUCAAGGUGAACCGGACUCACGUGGGCCGCAUGGUUCUGACCAAGACUCCGGGAGACGUAACCCGUCGAGAUAUCACCGAUCAAUACAAGUUUCCUGAAGGCAGCACAGAGGAGCGGACCGUCCUGGAAAAAGCGGAGCAGUACGGCUGUGGCCGAGACAAGUCCGACCUCCCCGAGGCCGACGUGGACCUGGUCCUGCCCGCGAUGGAGAUCAGCGUGGGCGACGACUUCGAGCUGAGCCUGGAGUUCGUCAACCGCAGCGGCGAGCGCCGCACCGUGGACGCCUACAUCAACGGGAGCGUGGUGUAUUACACCGGGGUCACCAGCUCCGAGUUCCUGUUCAGCAAUCCCACCGUGACGAUCGAGCCCAACAAAAGUGUGAAGGAGUUGGUGGAGGUCAAGUCUAAAAGAUACAUGAAGAGCCUCGUGGAGCAGGCCAACCUCCACUUCAUCGCCACCGGGAAGGUCAAGGAGACGGGCCAGAUCGUCACCGCCAUGAAAGUCGUCACUCUGCACAAUCCCAAGCUCACCGUCGCGGUGUCCAACGGCGGCAAAGUGAACGAGGAGAUGACGGCGACUGUGGAGUUUACGAACCCCUUCACCUUCAGCCUGGAGGGCGUCUACAUUCGCAUGGAAGGACCCGGGAUCAUGCUGCCCAUGUCCAAAUAUUACAGUCUGAUCCCAGGAAACUCCUCUCUGACCUGGACCGAGUACUUCAUCCCGCAGAGGGCUGGCAGCAGCAGGUUGAUGGCGUCUCUGGACUGUCCCGCUCUCAGGCAGGUCUACGGCACGGCGCCCGUCACCAUCGGCGAUCGAUCGCUGUAGGACCACCGGCGCCAGACGACGGUCAACUCCCUGACAAAUGAUAAACCUCUCACAUAGUUACACAACCAGAGGUUUGCAGCAGCUUGACAGGUGUAGCUUCAGCAUUUAUGAUACGAAUGGCAAUUGUAUGACGCCACCGUACACAAGAGAAGUUUCAGUUAGUUGCAAUCUGCACCCUCACUGCUAGAUGGCGCCAAAUACAAGAAAAUCGAUCAAAAAACAGCGUUAAAUUAUAUUCUCUUUAUUUGUGGUUGUGGUUACACAUUGAUUAUGGCUGCCUUUGACAUAAUUCCUUCAUUUAAUCAUUCCCGACUCCUUAUAAGGACAGUAAAGACCCUUCAUAUUUUACUCUAAAUUGAGUGGUAAACAGGGAUUUCUUACAAUAACAAAUUAUUGUUGAAUUUUUUACUUUCACACCCAGAAUUAACACACUCACAUGGAUAUGCAAAAAAAAAAAGUAAGGCUCCAUUAAUCUAUUUGUGUCCAUUAGUGGCAGAAUUACACAAAGACAAGAUGACAGAUCAUUUGUUGUGAAUGGGAGCUAACCACGUGAUGCUUUGUUUCAUUUAAUACAUAAUAAAAUGUUGAUUAACGCAGCUUCAACUUCAUUUUCAAGAUGUACUCCCACUAUGCAACCUUUCUAUAUCGAGCUAUGAAUUCAGUUUGUUCCCAUCUUUCUUUGUCAGAACAAAUGCAAAUAUCAAGCAAAUAAAAGAUGAAUAACUGCA
Cyclopterus lumpus (lumpfish) is the source of this 3134-nucleotide messenger RNA. It is a transcript of the gene f13a1b, whose product is annotated as coagulation factor XIII, A1 polypeptide b. Gene Ontology annotation, molecular function: protein-glutamine gamma-glutamyltransferase activity. Gene Ontology annotation, biological process: blood coagulation, fibrin clot formation; peptide cross-linking. NCBI's taxonomy places the organism in Eukaryota, Metazoa, Chordata, Actinopteri, Perciformes, Cyclopteridae. The record is from RefSeq and is a predicted model, not a curated record. The coding region runs from base 169 to 2406 and encodes 745 amino acids. The transcript is spliced from 15 exons.